This is a messenger RNA of Nomascus leucogenys (northern white-cheeked gibbon), 1990 nucleotides long. Lineage: Eukaryota; Metazoa; Chordata; Mammalia; Primates; Hylobatidae. The record is from RefSeq and is a predicted model, not a curated record.
AGGUGCCCCUGAGCUGAGGAACGCAGGCGGUGGUCGUGGGGAGGGGAAGGGGAGCCCCGGGAGACGGCAGCAGCAUGGGCGGGCGGCCCUCGAGCCCUCUGGACAAGCAGCAGCGGCAGCACCUAAGGGGUCAGGUGGACACCCUGCUGAGGAACUUCCUGCCCUGCUACCGCGGGCAGCUGGCAGCGUCUGUCCUGCGGCAGAUCUCCCGAGAGCUGGGCCCUCAGGAGCCCGCCAGAAGCCAGUUGCUACGCAGCAAAAAGCUGCCCCGAGUCCGUGAGCACCGAGGACCCCUGACCCAGCUUCGGGGCCACCCACCCCAGUGGCAGCCUAUCUUCUGUGUUCUGCGUGGGGACGGCCGCCUGGAGUGGUUCAGCCACAAGGAGGAAUAUGAAAACGGGGGCCACUGCCUUGGCUCCACAGCCCUGACGGGAUACACACUCCUGACUUCCCAGCGAGAAUAUCUCCGCCUUUUGGAUGCUCUCUGCCCUGAAUCCUUGGGAGACCAUACUCAGGAAGAGCCUGACUCCCUCCUUGAAGUGCCUGUGAGCUUCCCGCUGUUCCUGCAGCACCCCUUCCGCCAGCACCUCUGCUUCUCUGCAGCCACCAGGGAGGCACAGCAUGCCUGGAGGCUGGCCCUGCAGGGUGGCAUCCGGCUUCGGGGCACAGUCCUGCAGCGAAGCCAGGCCCCUGCUGCCCGGGCCUUCCUGGACGCCGUCCGACUCUACCGGCAGCACCAAGGCCACUUUGGCGACGACGACGUGACCCUAGGCUCAGACGCCGAGGUGCUGACCGCGGUGCUGAUGCGGGAGCAACUUCCCGCGCUGCGAGCCCAGACCCUUCCUGGCCUGCGAGGAGCAGGCCGCGCCCGCGCCUGGGCCUGGACUGAGCUUCUAGACGCCGUUCACGCAGCUGUCCUGGCCGGGGUCUCCGCCGGGCUCUGCGCCUUCCAGCCCGAAAAGGACGAGCUGCUUGCGUCGCUGGAGAAGACGAUCCGCCCGGACGUGGACCUGCUGCUGCGGCAGCGGGCGCGUGUGGCGGGGCGGCUGCGGACGGGUAUCAGGGGACCGCUCGAGUCGUCCCUGCGCCGGGAGGUGGACCCGCAGCUGCCCCGGGUCGUGCAGACCCUGCUGCGCACCGUGGAAGCCUCGCUCGAGGCGGUACGGACCCUCCUGACUCAAGGCAUGGACCGACUGUCCCACCGCCUGCGCCAGAGCCCCUCGGGCACGCGGCUGCGCAGGGAGGUUUACUCAUUUGGGGAGAUGCCGUGGGACUCGGCGCUGAUGCAGACAUGCUACCGUGAGGCCGAGCGGAGCCGGGGGCGCUUGGGGCAGCUGGCAGCACCGUUUGGCUUUCUGGGGAUGCAGAGCCUCGUGUUUGGGGCCCAAGAUCUUGCACAGCAGCUCAUGGCUGACGCUGUGGCCACCUUCCUGCAGCUGGCUGACCAGUGUCUGACCACGGCCCUGGACUGUGACCAGGCUGCCCAGAGGCUGGAGAGAGUCAGGGAGCGCGUGCUGAAGGAGCUGCCUGAGUUCGAGGGGGAUGUCCUUGCCGCGGGCAGCCAGGCUCUGACCACUGAGGGCAUCUAUGAGGACGUCAUCCGGGGGUGCUUGCUGCACAGGAUUGACCAAGAAUUGAAAAAGACCCUUGGUGCCAAUGAUGUAUCCUGCACUCUGGACGGCUGCUUGGAGGUCCCAUGGAUACUGGAGGGAGCAGAUGAGGAAACUGAGGCUGAGUGGGAAGGAGGGGCUUUUCCCAGGCAGCCAGACUCUGGUGCCCAGAUCCAGCCACUCUGCCCACCACCUUCUCGAGGAACAUUCCAGAGCUGAAUCUUCACCCACAUCUAUCUUGUUUCUAUUGGAUAAAUGUCUACAAGUGGAAUUUCUGGGCCAAAACGGAUGUGUCAUCUUUAGGCUUUUGUAACCCCUGCAACUUCAGAAAACUGUGCCAUUUUGUACUCCAAGCAGCAGCAUUUAUUUGUGUAUUUUCU